Messenger RNA from Ahaetulla prasina, 5088 nucleotides. RefSeq names its product serpin family E member 3 (gene SERPINE3). Bases 62 to 1399 code for a protein of 445 amino acids. The record is from RefSeq and is a predicted model, not a curated record. Gene Ontology annotation, biological process: negative regulation of endopeptidase activity. NCBI's taxonomy places the organism in Eukaryota, Metazoa, Chordata, Lepidosauria, Squamata, Colubridae. The transcript has 11 exons. Gene Ontology annotation, molecular function: serine-type endopeptidase inhibitor activity.
GUUUCCACCUAUAAGUUGGUUGGAUAGCUCUAUCUCUGCCAGCCGCUGCUGGUUGAAGAGGAUGAGGUCUCUCGUUGGGUCAUGUUGUGCGAUGUCAGAAAGGUACAAAUUUCUGAAUGUUUACACCGGCCUGUUUGAUUUUCAGCUGAGGAGAGAACCCAAAGGAAAGGCUACCUUGAUAGUCCAGUCUUCAGCCUUCAUGCUGUCUUUUUCCAUCACCUCCUUUCUUCUGUUAUUUUGUGUUCUGAAUAUUGGAAGCUGUGAGAACUAUAACGAUCUGAAAAAGCUGGAAACAGAGUUUGCCCUCACUCUUUACCAAAAGCUAGCAGAACGUAAUAAUAGAACGAAUCUUGUCCUCUCACCAGCAAGCAUUUCUUUUUCUUUGGGACUUCUGCAAUUUGGAGCUCGUGGAAAAACCUUUGGACAACUGGAACACGCUUUGGGAUACAGCUUUCGGGAUGAGAACGUCCAGGACUUCUUGCGCACAGCCUACAAAGGAGGAAUUAAUUCCAACCAAAGUACUCUAGUGCACUUGGCAUGUACCCUUUUUGUUCAAGCUGGGAUGCAGCUUUCACCUCCAUUCAUUCAGCAGGCUGCAUGGUGGGGAAAUAACACAGUGCAGCAAACGAACUUCAGCGAUCCUAACAGGACCGAAGCACAAAUCAGGGAAUGGAUUACCCAGAAUACAGGAGAAGCAAGCUGCCUGUCCUUGGACACAGUUGAGUCUCCCCUUAACCAGAUAGCCGUGGUAAGCACCAUGAACUUCAGGAGCAGGUGGCAAAGGAAAUUCACUUUCACACACACACAAGCUUUAUCCUUUACCACUCCAAGUGGCAUCACCUUGAAAGUGCCUACCAUGUAUCUCAGAGCUGAAGUCAAUUAUGGUGAAUUCCUAGUAGGCUCUCUGGAUCAGAUCAGUGUGGUUGAAAUACCUUAUCUGGAGGAGAAGGUUAGCAUGUUUGUGGUGCUUCCAUCCAACAGGAGAACCUCUUUAGCCAGGAUUGAGACUCACCUCUCGGCUCAAACCUUCUCUCUGUGGUCCAGCACGUUGAGAAGAACAGCAAUGGAUAUCUUUCUCCCUAGGUUCAAAAUUCAAAACCACUUGGAUUUAAAGAUAAUUUUACCUGCAUUAGGAAUUACAGACAUGUUUAAGCAAACUGAAGCCAAUUUUAAGGGCAUUUCAGAACAAGGAGGUCUUUAUAUCUCGGAGGUUGUCCACAAAGCAAAGAUUGAAGUGACAGAAGAUGGUACUAAAGCCUCAGGCACUACAGCUAUGGUGUUGUUAAAAAGAUCCAGAGCUCCUGUCUUCAAAGCUGACAGACCUUUUAAUUUCAUUCUAAGGCAAGCCAGAACAGGUUCAAUUCUGUUCAUAGGAAGACUUACAAAUCCUACACUCUAAACUUAAAAUUAAUCCAUCUACCCGUCUACUUUUCCAAAGCCACUGAGGCAAUACUAUACAUAUCUAAGUAGCACACUUGAUCUUGGAUUUUUUUUUCUUUUAAUAAACCUGUAAUCCCUUGCAUCAGGGUGACUGAACAGUGCUCAAGAGUUUACUGACUGGAUGCCUUUCCUGCCACCUAUGCAGAGUUCACAGCAGACAAUUACUGAUUGAACACACAGAGAGAAAUAUCUGCCGCUACCUAGAAUCCAACGCACAACCUCCUAAUUUUGAGGCAACAGCUCCACCUCUAGGCUACCACACUACUCACAUUUCAUCUUGGAAUAUCCAGAGGAAAUUAUGGGAACAAUAAAUUAUAAUAGUUUUUUGAGGGGAGAGGAUGGGUAGCUUCAGUAACGACGAAAAUAAGGAAAUGAUGACCUGUGAUGCUACCAAGUUUAAUUCAAGCAUAUUAAAAAGAAUGGUGACAGUGGGAAAGGACUGAAGCAUAGGCACCAUAUAUAGUAAUGGCUUGGCCUUUCCUUCUUUCACUAAGCCACUACUUCUCAGCCAGGUGUCUUCUUGAUGUGACUCAUGCAUAUCAUUCCAGCUAGUCUGCAUUUGGUGACACAAUGCUGGGGAAGAACAACUGGAGGAAAAACAGCUUUUACUGUCUUAAGAGUGUGUUUCAAAGCAGGAAAAAUUCAACACAUCCAGAAGACAUAGAGUUGAAGAAACCAAUGCUGGGUAUAUGAUAUCCCUAAAGUCUGCAUCCCCAAAACUUGGAUACAACACACAAAAUUUUUCCAAAGUUUCUAACACGUUCUAAUUCAUUCGUGCUAGUAGGACCAAGCAUUUGAAGUAAUAGUUGUGUUUGUUUAUUUUUAACCAAAUGAUCAAACCAAAUUCAGGAAAAAUUUGGUUUGGUCUGAAUCCCAUUUUCAUAGCCAAAAAUGAAUACUAAGAAUAGAGGCUGAGAGAUUUUUCUAUGGCAAACGAUGCUGACAGUUUUUCCUUCAGUUAUUUCUCAACCCCAGUAAAACAAAUGGGAAACUCCUUUUGCCAAUGAAAUGACUCUAGGGUUAGGUUAGGCUUAUGUCUACUUGGACUUGUGCCCAAAAACUAAUGCUAGGGAUAGAUUCUUAACGGUUUUCUAAGGAAAGUGAUAUUGCUAGCUUUUCAUUUGGAUUUCUUGUGGACCACAGUAAAACACAUUUGGAAAUCCCGUUGCCCAUGAAAAUGAAAGAUGGGAUUAGGGUUAGGGUUAAGGUUAGGUCUACUUGGAGUCAUGGCCAAAACUAUUGGUAGGGAUAUAUUCUUAGCAGUUUCCUAAAGAAAGAAAUGGUGGCAACUUUUUGUUCAGAGUUGUUUCUUUUUUUUUAAUUUUGCAUUUAUAUCCCGCCCUUCUCCGAAGACUCAGGACGGCUUACACUUUGUCAAGCAAUAGCCUUCUGGACCGCAGUAAAACAUAUGAGAAAAAUCCUAUUGACAAUGAAAAUGAAUCUAGGGUUAGUUAGGGUUUGAUCUACUUGGAGUUCAUUUGGAACUCUUUUGUGGGCCUGUGUGGGGCUUGUGCAGUGGGGCUGCCAGUAUUUGCUGAAAGGGCAAUGCUGAUGUCUAUUUGAAAAAAAAGUUUUAUAUUCCUAACGAAAGGUUAUUCUCCAAUGUUUACCAUAUUUUUCGGAGUAUAAGACACACCUUUCCCCCCCCCCAAAAAGAGGGUGAAAAUCUGGGUGCGUCUUAUACUCCGAAUAUAGCCCUGCCCAGCUUCUCAAACUGAGGUUUCAGAGGCUGAAAAAAACAUCAGAAAAGAAACUUCAGAAAAGAAGCCUCCAAACAGAGCUUCAGAGGCUCUUUUUCUGAAGCUGUUUCAGAGGCAGAAAAAAAAGUUUUUUCUGAAACAGAGUUUCAGAAAUUUCAGAGGCAGAAAAAAAGCCAAAAAAAGCAAGGCUCAGAGCUCACAACCAAGGAACCUGUUGCUAAAAUUCACCUCUGUGAACAGCUGAUUGGGGGUAUUCCUGGAGGCCUAUCCACCCGCCAAUCAGCUUUUUUCUUAUUUUCCUCCCCAAAAACUAAAGUGCGUCUUAUACUCCGAAAAAUAUGGUAUAUCAUUUGGGUUGUUAUUGCUGGUAUUUGCAAAUAAAGUCUACUAUUUGAAUGGAUUUUGAUGAUAGUGCAUUAUAGACUUAUUUUUGAGUUAUCUUGAUUGAGUCAAUGUGAGUUUGUAAUAAUUCUGAUGCUGUUUAUUUUUUGGGGGGGGGGGACCCAUUGAACUCAAUAGAACAACUUCUGAAUAAAAUAUUUAAGAACUGGUCUGAUCUCAGCAUUCUUUUGGUGAUUUCUUCAUCCCUCAGAAUUGGCAUGCUUGCUUGCUAAAUUGCAGCGGCUUUUUUAAAAAUAACUAUAUGUCCUCUUAGUGGUUUUGCUGAUGGUUGAAGGAAUCCAACCAAGAAAUCAGCCAAAAGGGGUUUCUGACCUUCCUUUUGUAUCGCCAGUAGAGCCUUUUUUGAACCAGUAAAACACAACUGAACAACUGAAUGAAGAAGUCCAGAUCAUCUCUUCACAAGUGGCAUCUUUAGAAGCUUAUCCAGAAGCUCUUAAUUCUGGUUUUGACUGGAUUGCUCCAAAGGGGGAAAAAUACAACAUCAUCAUUUAAAUUAACAUUAUUAAUCCUGCAAACUAUUAUAGAUUCAUAUUAACAACAAGGUUCAUGAUGCAUCUCAAUUUACUUUAUAUGAUAAAAUGUCUGCCCAGUGUGGAAUAUUGUGAUAUUGUAAUAGGACUCUAAUGUUAUAAUGGUAUUAUAUAUUGCAAUGGCACCUGAUAUUGUAACGAUAUUUGCUGACAUAAGAUUUCAUGUAGCAGAUAAAAAAAUAGCUUUUUCCCAAACAUCAAUAUCUGUGAUGUUCCCAGUCAAACUCUGAAUACUGAAUUGGAUGGAGAUAAUGCUGUAUUCCAAAAAGACUAAUCUGAGCCAUUAGUUAACAAUCUUCACCAUCAUAAUUAACAGAACAGCAGCCUUCCUUCCUUCCUAUCAAAAUAAUCAACUUUUACUCCAUAUGAUGAUUAUGCAUGUAUCUAACUGGGCCAGAAGGAAGCGUUAUUUUAGGUACAGGAACAUUUGUCAUCUUUAUGCUUUAUUCAAAAUAUAUUUCAACUGCAUGCACUCAAGUGGAUUUGAGAUAGCUGGGCAAAGUCCAUUAUGUGCAACCAUCUGGGCACACUGGGCUAUUCCUUUUUCCAUCCCAUUACAGCCCGCCCUGCUCUCCCAACUUGCAUGCAGAGCCAGCCAGCUGAGACUCUGGAAAAAGUUCAGAGAAAAGCAACUAAAAUGAUCAAAGGCCUGGAGACUAAAACAUAUGAAGCACAGCUGCAGGAUUUGGGUUUGGCUAGUCUAAAGAAAAGAAGAAUUAGGAGUGACAUGAAAGCCGUAUUCCAGUACUUGAGGAACUGUCACAAAGAAGAGGGGGUCAAAUUAUUCUCCAAAGCGCCAGAGAGCAGGACAAGAAACAAUGGAUGGAAACUAAUCAAGGAGAGAAGCAAUCUGGAAUUAAGGAGAAACUUCCUAAGCGUAAAGACAAUUAAUCAGUGGAACAGCUUUGCCUUCAUACUGUAUACUGCACGAAUCAAGAAGAAGGCCGUGAAAAUAUUUACAGAUCCCUCACAUCCAGGACAUAAACUGUUUCAACUCCUACCCUCAAAACGACACU